Staurois parvus is the source of this 342-nucleotide messenger RNA. The record is from the annotation of a GenBank genome assembly. Lineage: Eukaryota; Metazoa; Chordata; Amphibia; Anura; Ranidae.
CUCUGGUCAUCCCCUGUACUGUGUCCGCAGUCUCUGGUCAUCUCCUGUACUGUGUCCGCAGUCUCUGGUCAUCUCCUGUACUGUGUCCGCAGUCUCUGGUCAUCUCCUGUACUGUGUCCGCAGUCUCUGGUCAUCUCCUGUACUGUGUCCGCAGUCUCUGGUCAUCCCCUGUACUGUGUCCGCAGUCUCUGGUCAUCUCCUGUACUGUGUCCGCAGUCUCUGGUCAUCCCCUGUACUAUGUCCGCAGUCUCUGAUCAUCUCCUGUACUGUGUCUGCAGUCUCUGGUCAUCUCCUGUACUGUGUCCGCAGUCUCUGGUCAUCUCCUGUACUGUGUCCGCAGUC